Messenger RNA from Lachancea nothofagi CBS 11611, 249 nucleotides. NCBI's taxonomy places the organism in Eukaryota, Fungi, Ascomycota, Saccharomycetes, Saccharomycetales, Saccharomycetaceae. The record is from the annotation of a GenBank genome assembly.
AUGUCCGAACAAUUGAAGGUAUCUCCAGUAAACAGAUCGCUUCUUAACGACAAAUGGGACGUUGUUCUAUCUAACGUUGUUGUCAAAUCCGGUCUUGGAUUGGGUGCUGGUGUGGUGGCCUCUGUGCUAUUCUUCAGACGUCGUGCAUUCCCAGCCUGGAUUGGACUUGGUUUUGGACUUGGAAGGGGUUACGCUGAAGGUGACGCGAUUUUCCGUUCUUCUGCCGGUUUGAGAACUGUGAAAGCUUAA